This is a messenger RNA of Cyprinus carpio (common carp), 1381 nucleotides long. RefSeq names its product ER membrane protein complex subunit 3-like. Gene Ontology annotation, cellular component: membrane; EMC complex. The record is from RefSeq and is a predicted model, not a curated record. Gene Ontology annotation, biological process: protein folding in endoplasmic reticulum. NCBI's taxonomy places the organism in Eukaryota, Metazoa, Chordata, Actinopteri, Cypriniformes, Cyprinidae.
GACCUCUCUACUAGUUCAAAGGUCAGAAAGCAGCUGCGCAUAUGGCGCAUGUUCACGCAGCAAUGUGCCAUUACUGUAGUAUAAAAGUGCAGUAGUUUUACCAUAGUUUGACUUUUCACUUCGUCGUAAUUUGAGCAUUAUAUUAAACUUUAAUAGUGUCGGUGUUUUGAGUAUAGAUAUUUGUAAGGGAUAGUCUUGGUGUAGGAAUGGCAGGUCCAGAGCUGCUGCUAGACUCCAGUAUUCGCCUGUGGGUUGUUUUGCCCAUAGUCUUCAUCACAUUCUUUGUCGGAAUUUUGCGGCAUUACGUCACUCAGCUGAUUCAUAACGACAAGAAAGUUGAUCUGCAGCAGGUGUCUGACAGCCAGGUGUUGCUGCGCAGCCGCAUCCUGAGAGAAAAUGGAAAAUAUCUUCCCAAACAGUCAUUUGCCAUGCGAAAACACUAUUUCAACAACCCUGAUACUGGAUUCUUCAAGAAGGUCAAAAGAAAGGUGAUCCCCAAAAACCCCAUGACUGACCCGAGCACGUUGACGGACAUGAUGAAGGGGAAUCUGACCAAUGUGCUGCCAAUGAUUCUGAUUGGAGGAUGGAUCAACUGGGCCUUUUCUGGUUUUGUCACAACUAAAGUUCCAUUUCCUCUGACUCUGAGAUUCAAGCCCAUGUUACAGAGAGGAAUUGAGCUGAUCUCUCUGGACGCUUCCUGGGUCAGUUCAGCAUCAUGGUAUUUUCUUAACGUGUUUGGGCUCAGAAGCAUGUACACACUCAUCCUUGGACAAGACAAUGCUGCUGAUCAGUCGAGAAUUAUGCAGGAUCAAAUGACAGGAGCAGCGAUGGCGAUGCCUCCUGAUCCUAAUAAAGCUUUUAAGAGCGAGUGGGAAGCCCUGGAGAUUGUGGAGCACAAAUGGGCCCUGGAAAACGUAGAGGAGGAACUCAUGUGUCAGGAUCUGAACUUCAGAGGACUCUUUAUCUAAGAACUAUAGUAAAAAAACAACCCUGAUUUCAAAUCAAUUUUUAAUAUGAACCAGUCCCGUUAAGAUGGUUCAGUUCAUAAGCAGAUGUGAUUUCUUUAUGAUUCAAAUGUUGAUACUCGUUGACUGCAGUGAUCUUGAUUCUGAAUGAAUGUGAAUGUCCUGCAAAGCAUCUAUAAUAUGUCUGACAUGUUUUUGUGAACUGUGAGUGUUGCACAUGAACAUUUAAUUAGUUGUAAGCAUAGAUCUAAAUUAUAUUCAUUUUUGCCAGAGGUAUUAAUAUACCGAAAUUCUCAUGUCUUAAUAGUUUAUGUGUGAAGUGAUGCCUUGAAAAUAUUUUUGGGUUUGUUCUUUCUAAAGUGUUGUUAAAAUGUCCGUUUGGCUGCCACGUUUGAUUAAAUGGUCUAUAUCAGGCA